Messenger RNA from Trypanosoma cruzi, 1290 nucleotides. RefSeq names its product surface protease GP63, putative. The record is from RefSeq and is a predicted model, not a curated record. Gene Ontology annotation, cellular component: membrane; cytoplasm. Gene Ontology annotation, molecular function: metalloendopeptidase activity. The annotation marks the transcript as partial. The transcript has a single exon. Gene Ontology annotation, biological process: cell adhesion; proteolysis. Lineage: Eukaryota; Euglenozoa; Kinetoplastea; Trypanosomatida; Trypanosomatidae.
GAUAGUCAUUUUGCUGAAGGGAUUACUGGUGCCGAUUUUAUCCUUUAUGUUGCUGCUGGGCCGACGCAUGACGUGAAUGUCGCGUGGGGCGUACCGUGUGCUCUCAGGAGUGGUGGUCGACCCGCUGUUGGUGCUCUCAACUUUGGUCCGCAGCACAUCUCUUCAAGGCAGGACCUCUCGCGUGCCGUUGCACAUGAGAUUGCACACGCUCUUGGAUUUUCCGUUCAACUCUUUGCUGAAAGCAAAAUGGUCACCAAGUUGUCCAAAAUUCGUGGCAAAUCCAACGUCCUCGUAGUGUCUUCCGAAAAGACACGGGAGGUGACGCGGAAACAUUUUAACUGCGAUAGGGCGCCUGGUAUGGAGCUGGAGGAUGAGGGUGGUGCGGGGACGGCGCAGUCUCACUGGGAGCGGCGGAACGCAAAGGAUGAGAUAAUGGCGGGUGUUGCUGGGAUCGGGUACUACUCCGCCAUGACGAUGGCUGCAUUUGAGGAUUUGGGGUAUUACCGCGCUAAUUGGGGCAUGGAGGAGGUGAUGGGGUGGGGCAGAAACACUGGAUGCGAUUUUCUGGAAGAGAAAUGCGUAAACAAUGGUACCACGAAAUACCCUGAUAUGUUCUGCGUCGAUGGUUCCUUUCUAUUUCAAUGCACAUCCGAUCAUUUGGCGCUGGGGGUUUGCGGCUUGUUUCAUUUUGGACGGGAUCUGCAUCCGGUGUAUAGGUACUUUAAAUACCCUUUUAUGGGCGGCUCACCGAAUGAAUUGACGGAUUACUGUCCUGUUAUUAUGCCGUCGGGGGAAGGCGCAUGCACCAAUACUCUGAACAAUUUUACUGGGUGUCGUGUGGGGCCCAAUUCGCGAUGCGUGGAAAGCGACUUGCUUCGCUUCAACUCGGUGACCAUUGGUGCCAUCUGCGUGGAGGUAUCGUGCGAACAUAAAGGGGUUGCAAGCAUACGGUACGUGGGAGAUGACACCUGGUAUCCUUGCCCAGAGGGGCACCGGUUGAAACCAGGACCUCCAUUCACCCGCGGCCACAUUAUCUGCCCAAGAUACACGGAUAUUUGCACCACCCUUGCUUCUGCCGUCUUGAAACCUACGCUCGAUAACAACACCUUCCAGAACCUGCUUACGCCUGUGGAGGGCCCAGUGCAGAGGAGCCUCUCGAAGCCCUUGGAGAUGAAAAAAACCGACGCCAGGAAAAAACACUUCGGGGUGGAUGCAGGCAGCGUUGCCGUUACUCCCAGUUUGCCUUGGCUGCUUCUUUGCUCUCUCUUGGGCGCUUUGCUCGGAAUAUGA